AUGACCACAGGCAGAGUCAACCCUUACAGCAUCGUGUCUUCUGAAGAAGACGGGCUGAGGUUGACCACCAUGCCAGGUAUCAACGGCUUUGGCAACGGGAAAAUUCACACCAGGAGGAAAUGCAGGAACAGGUUUGUGAAGAAGAACGGUCAGUGCAACGUGGAGUUCACCAACAUGGACGACAAGCCUCAGAGGUACAUCGCAGACAUGUUCACCACGUGCGUCGACAUCCGCUGGAGGUACAUGCUCCUGCUCUUUUCCCUGGCCUUUCUGGUGUCCUGGUUGUUGUUUGGGUUGAUUUUCUGGCUCAUUGCACUCAUUCAUGGAGACCUAGAAAACCCAGGGGGAGAUGAUACCUUCAAGCCUUGCGUCCUGCAGGUCAAUGGCUUUGUGGCUGCUUUUCUGUUCUCCAUCGAGACCCAAACGACCAUCGGCUACGGCUUCCGCUGCGUGACGGAGGAGUGCCCGCUGGCGGUCUUCAUGGUGGUGGUGCAGUCCAUCGUGGGCUGCAUAAUCGACUCUUUCAUGAUCGGUGCAAUAAUGGCAAAGAUGGCCCGGCCCAAAAAAAGGGCCCAGACAUUACUGUUCAGCCACAACGCGGUAGUGGCGAUGAGAGAUGGAAAACUCUGCCUGAUGUGGAGGGUUGGAAACCUCCGGAAAAGCCACAUCGUGGAAGCCCACGUCCGAGCGCAGCUGAUUAAGCCCCGGAUCACGGAGGAGGGGGAGUACAUUCCGCUCGACCAAAUAGACAUCGACGUGGGCUUCGACAAAGGCUUGGACCGGAUCUUCUUGGUGUCCCCCAUCACCAUUCUCCACGAGAUCAAUGAAGACAGCCCCUUGUUUGGGAUCAGCCGCCAGGAUUUGGAGACAGAUGACUUUGAGAUCGUGGUCAUCUUGGAAGGCAUGGUAGAGGCCACCGCUAUGACGACGCAAGCUCGGAGCUCCUACCUGGCCAGCGAGAUCCUCUGGGGCCACCGCUUUGAGCCUGUCCUGUUUGAGGAGAAAAACCAGUACAAAGUAGACUAUUCCCACUUCCACAAAACCUACGAGGUCCCGUCCACCCCUCGCUGCAGCGCCAAGGACUUGGUGGAGAACAAAUUCCUCCUGCCCAGCACCAACUCCUUCUGCUACGAGAACGAGCUGGCCUUCAUGAGCCGCGACGAGGAAGAGGAAGACGACGACAGUCGGGGUUUGGAGGACCUGAGCCCGGACAACAGGCACGAGUUCGACAGGCUUCAAGCCACGAUAGCGCUGGACCAGCGGUCGUACAGGAGGGAGUCAGAAAUAUGA
Molecule: messenger RNA, 1290 nt
Organism: Indicator indicator
Lineage: Eukaryota; Metazoa; Chordata; Aves; Piciformes; Indicatoridae
Gene: KCNJ12
Product: potassium inwardly rectifying channel subfamily J member 12
Exons: 1
Coding region: 1-1290 (429 amino acids)
Biological process (GO): regulation of monoatomic ion transmembrane transport; potassium ion import across plasma membrane
Cellular component (GO): plasma membrane
Molecular function (GO): inward rectifier potassium channel activity
Source: RefSeq, a predicted model, not a curated record